AAACGUCAAAUAUGGUCAAGUAGGUGGCGGUGCGAUGUGUUCUGUUUACGAAAACAACGCAAGUUUUGACACUAAUUUAAAUCUAUUUUGUUCGAUUCGCUAUUUGCCAAUUAAGUAUUUGAUUAAAAGUCUCAUGGGAACAGGCAGUUUAUCGUGUUUGAAUAGCCUGAUAGAUCGAAAAAGGAGAAGGGAUUUUGAGUCAGAGUGAGUUUUGUGCACGGUACAACGUGUAGCUGCUGUCGAAUCAUUGCUGAAAAAAUAUAGUGAUAGCUGGGUCAAUGGUAUGUAAUAACACUCGUCGAUCCAAGCUGGAUUCAUUUUAAUUGGAAGAUUCAACCGAGAUGCCCGAACAAAAUUCGAGUGACCAAUAUUCUACAUGGGUCGGUCUCAUAUACGUUUUUAACUUGAUCGUUGGCACUGGGGCUUUGACACUACCUGCUGUUUUCAGUCGAGCAGGAUGGGCACUCGGAUUAAGCGUUAUUUUAAUACUAGCAUUCAUAAGCUUCAUUACAGUCACAUUUGUGAUCGAGGUAAUGGCAUCUGCCAAUGCUAUAAUAGCUUGGCGGCAUAUUCACCAUCGAAAACGAGUAUGCUGUCCUCAAGAUUCAGCUUUCAACGAAUCAGAAUCUGAGGUGCUUCAGACGUUAGAUGAAUCUGGCCCGGCGAAUUCGGAUUCCGAAGAUACACCUCUUGUCACACCGUUCUCGAACAGUCCUGAUUGCACAGAGGAGACUUGUCGAUACUACAUGAUACGCGAUAAAAUAGAAAUGGGACAAAUGGCAUCGCUCUUUUUGAACAAGUUCGGCACGACUCUGUUCUACUUGUGCUUUGCUGUUUACCUCUACGGCGAUCUAAGCAUUUACGGUGCAGCUGUGGCAAACACUCUGACCGAUGUCGUUUGCACCUAUGAACCAGCAAAUCUGACGUGCAACGACACAAUACCUGACACUGAAGUCUGUUGGGAAAGUCUCGUACUGGAUCGUUUCGACGCGUACAGGCUGUUCCUUACCGUAUUCGUGCUCUUACUGGGACCGUUCGUAUUUUUUGACGUGCAGAAGACGAAAUAUCUGCAAUUGUUAACGUCAGCAAUGCGAUGGCUCGCGUUUACCAUCAUGAUCGCGUAUGCUACGAAGAAUUUGAUCAUCCACGGCGCACAAGGAAAUCCUCCCGCAGCAAAUAUCAUAGGUAUCCCUAGUCUAUUCGGUGCAUGCAUUUAUUCUUUUAUGUGUCAUCAUUCUCUGCCAGCGUUGGUCGCUCCGAUCGCGAACAAGUCUGCUCUGAAUCGAUUCUUGGCAUUAGAUUAUUUAUUGAUAGCAGUCUUUUAUCUUUUAUUGGCGUUAACCGGAGCAUUCGCUUUCGAACAUUUGAACGAUCUUUACACGUUGGAUUUCAGUCCCCGCGGGUCUGGCGACUGUUCCAAGAGUAACAAUAUCGUCGUUAUCCUCAUACGAUAUUUCCUGUCGUUAUUCCCAGUGUUCACUCUGAGUACCAGUUUCCCUAUCAUAGCUAUUACCCUUAGAAACAAUCUGCAAUCGUUGUUCCUUAACGAAGACACGUCCUACUUCUGUCUUCGUAAAUUGAUCUUCCCAAUAUUGGCGAUACUGCCUCCGUAUAUAAUCGCAUUGAGCACCAAGGAUCUGUCGAAGUUAGUGGCGAUCACGGGAUCGUAUGCUGGAGCAGGUAUUCAGUAUCUGAUUCCCACGGUUCUGGUUUAUUACGCAAGGCAGCACACGAACAAAGUUAUAGGCCUCGGGGUUGUCAAUCAAUUCGCGAGCCCGUUCUCUAAUAACUGUUGGUUAGUUUUCGUCAUAGUUUGGACUGUCACCUGCAUGAUUUUGGUGUCGGUCAAUUUCAUGCAGAUCCAUUACGAUGUCAAAACCGGACAUUUAAAAUGAAAGUGUUCUAAGGUACAAAAUUUAAAAAGAGAAAGAAUAUUACGUGAUGGUGCAUAAUUAAUUUCGUUUAAUUGCCAAGGCUAGUGCGCAUCUCUGAAAUGGAAUGGAAAGACUGCACAGUAUUUAAAUGAAAUUCGUUUCGUUAGCCAUUUUCAUUCGUACGGUUGAGCUACUUUCGUACCGAGUUACGAAUUAGUAAUUGUUUAUUGUUUAAGAUAGAAUAGUGGAACAUCUUUUGGCACCAUUAUCGAAUAAUUUAUUCUCAUCGUACAAGAUGUAAUAUGUGAUGUGGCACAGAGCGUACCACGGUAACAUGACAAUAAUGUGGCGCAAGUCAGAAUUAAUGUUGUAUAAGCCAAAUAAGCUUAAUUUAAGUUCGAAUCUAUCGUAUAAGACAUCCUUUGUCUUUUUUUAUAUUUUUUAUUCAGAGUACUGCCGCGAUCCAGUAUUCAUUGUAUAGAGAAAACGUCUUUCAAAAUAUAAGUGUGUUAAUCAGUGGCCAAAACUA
Ceratina calcarata is the source of this 2403-nucleotide messenger RNA. RefSeq names its product hydroxyacylglutathione hydrolase, mitochondrial. Gene Ontology annotation, molecular function: hydroxyacylglutathione hydrolase activity. The record is from RefSeq and is a predicted model, not a curated record. Lineage: Eukaryota; Metazoa; Arthropoda; Insecta; Hymenoptera; Apidae. The transcript is spliced from 6 exons. The coding region runs from base 342 to 1895 and encodes 517 amino acids.